This is a messenger RNA of Cricetulus griseus (Chinese hamster), 2071 nucleotides long. NCBI's taxonomy places the organism in Eukaryota, Metazoa, Chordata, Mammalia, Rodentia, Cricetidae. The record is from RefSeq and is a predicted model, not a curated record.
CAAGCACACAAGCAGGGCAAGAGCACCGCCCUUCUCCCCCACUCCGCCUCACGCCCCGCCCGCCCACAGUGUCCAAAUGCAGGGUUGAGACCUGUGAUCCAGACCGGCAGGGCGCAGGCCAGGUAUCCGUGGUAACCAGCUGUGGGCGAGUCAUUUAUUGCCAUCCCUCCUGCCUGCACUUAACAGUUUGCAAGGUGUUUCACGCCCUAAUGUUAUUGCAGCCUUUGCAACAGCCCUGCCAGUGGCCAUCAAUGCCCCCAUUCCACGCUCGAGCAAGCCGAGGCUCUGCGAAGCAGCCUGGGGCUCCCGGGUCAACGCAGCUGCUUCAGCUGCUUCAGGAUUAGAACUCUAGGACCCCUGGAGGCGACUCCAGGCUCCGCCCCCGACCGCCCCUCCUCCACGCGGCCUCUGGCUGCGCUAUCCAGGAGCCUCACUGAGGCCACAGAGCUGGGCUUGGCUCCGAUCUCGAACCUCUUCUGCUGUGGGUCUUGGGCUCCAGGGACCAGCCACCCACGGUGGCGGCACAACUGACUGUGGGCCCAGCCCCGAAAGCCGCAAGCAGGCACCAUGGAUUGGAAGAAGCUUCAGGACCUGUUGAGCGGUGUGAACCAGUACUCCACAGCAUUCGGACGCAUCUGGCUGUCAGUCGUGUUCGUCUUCCGGGUGCUGGUGUAUGUGGUGGCGGCUGAGCGUGUGUGGGGUGACGAGCAAAAAGAUUUUGACUGUAACACCAGGCAGCCUGGCUGUACCAACGUGUGCUACGACAACUUCUUUCCUAUCUCCAACAUCCGCCUCUGGGCCCUGCAGCUCAUCUUCGUCACGUGUCCUUCGAUGUUGGUCAUCCUGCACGUAGCCUACCGCGAGGAGCGGGAACGGAAGCAUCGCCUGAAGCACGGGGAUCAGUGUGCCAAGCUAUACAGCCAUCCUGGCAAGAAGCACGGCGGCCUGUGGUGGACCUACCUGCUCAGCCUCAUCUUCAAGCUCAUCAUUGAAUUGGUCUUCCUGUAUGUCCUGCACAGGCUCUGGCAUGGCUUCACCAUGCCACGUCUGGUACAGUGUGCCGGUGUGGACCCCUGCCCCAACACCGUGGAUUGCUACAUCGCUCGACCCACGGAGAAGAAAGUCUUUACCUACUUCAUGGUAGGCGCCUCCGCUGUCUGCAUUAUUCUCACCAUCUGUGAGAUCUUCUACCUCAUUUUCCACAGGGUUAUGCGAGGCCUGAGCAAGGUCAAGUCUACAAAGAGCAGCAGCUCCCCAAAGUCCUCCAGCCGAGCCUCCACCUGCCGCUGUCAUCACAAGCUUCUAGAGAGUGAGGACCCGGAACCAGGCAAUGCCAAGCCACGGGCUUCAGCACCCAGCCUGACCCCCAUUUGAACAGCACGAUGGAGGAGGAGUGAAGCAGGGAGGUGCUGCGGGUGGAGGGAUCCCGGGGGUGCUGGGGGUGCCCACUUUGAAUUCACUAAGCUAGCCAAUUAAUGUUUGAAGCAGAUAUUUGUGGGUGCUGGGCUCUGUGCUGGCUACCUGGUAUAGGUAACACGGCAAACCCAGCUUCAGAAAGAUAUUUAGAUUAACAAAUUAACUACAUGCAUGCAAGGGUCUACUUAGCUGAGCUGGUAAACAGGGCUUCUACCUACCCCAGGGGACUGUCAUGCCAGGCAUCCAUCCUCUUUGAAUUGCACAGCGGAAGAGAGAAAUGGAAGGGGGUGGGCUCUCCAGAAGAGACAGCAACAACAAAAACAACUGGAGAGAUGCUGGCCAUGGACUGGGGACAGCCAGCCAGAGGGAGUUUUUACUCCCCCAUGAGAAGCUGCUCUGGUUCCUAAGUGGAAUGAAUGUUCUGGAGGCCAGAGAACAAAUGUGUUAAGUGGUCUUGUGUCAAUUGCUGCUGGGACACUUGGGGGUUCUCUGGAUGCUCUUCCCCAACCUCCACCUUCAGGCAGCAAUACUCUUCUUCCUCCCGCCAGAGUGCUCAGCCCGCUGCACCCUGUGGCCAGGACCUUGGGGGCAUGCAUGGAAUGGGAAUACAUCCAAGUCAGUUUUCUUUAGAUCAAUAAAGCUGUGUUUUAUACAA